Messenger RNA from Zymoseptoria tritici IPO323, 2136 nucleotides. RefSeq lists its product as uncharacterized. Bases 1 to 2136 code for a protein of 711 amino acids. Lineage: Eukaryota; Fungi; Ascomycota; Dothideomycetes; Mycosphaerellales; Mycosphaerellaceae. Gene Ontology annotation, cellular component: plasma membrane; lipid droplet; endoplasmic reticulum. The record is from RefSeq and is a predicted model, not a curated record. Gene Ontology annotation, molecular function: long-chain fatty acid-CoA ligase activity. The transcript has 2 exons. Gene Ontology annotation, biological process: long-chain fatty acid metabolic process; long-chain fatty-acyl-CoA metabolic process.
AUGGCUCGCAAGGACCUCAAGUCGCUGGUACCUCAACCGAGACUCUACAAGAAGCCGCCGUUCACCAUCGAAGUGCCCGGUCUCGAAAAGGUCGAGGGCGAGACCAUUCCGCGACGAAAUGUCAAAGCCAAGGACGGCUUGUUCGAGACACCAGACCCAGAGGUCAAGACUGUACACGAUAUCCUACGACGAUCUAGCCGCAAGUUUGGCAAUGCAAAGGCGCUCGGAAAGCGCAAGCUCGUCCAACUGCAUGUCGAGAACAAGAAGGUGAAAAAGACGAUCGACGGCAAGGAACAAGAGGUGGACAAAAAAUGGACAUACUACGAGCUUUCCCCCUACGAGUACAUGUCGUUCAGCGAGUUCGAGGCAAUGGCGCUGAGCAUCGGUCGCGGCUUCCGCUCCUUGGGCAUGAAGGCUGAGGACCGCGUGCACCUGUUCGCUGCGACUCACCCUUACUGGCUUGCAGUCGCUCAUGGUGCUUUGAGCCAGAGUAUGCCCAUCGUCACUGCUUACGACACUCUCGGCGAGGAGGGUCUGAAGCACUCGCUACUUCAGACCAAGGCGAAGGCCAUCUUCCUCGAUCCCCACCUCCUAGCGACGCUCAUCAAGCCGCUCCAGGAGGCCAAGGACAUCCAACACGUUGUCUACAACGACGACAAAUCGCCCACAGCAGUGAGCGAUGAGUCAACCAUCCAGGCAGACAUCAAGAAGCUCAAGGAAGCUCAUUCACACCUCACGGUGCUCAGCUUCAGUGAAUUCAUCAAGAAGGGAGAGGAGAACAAAGUCGAUACCGUGCCACCAAAGCCCGAAGAUCUCGCUUGCAUCAUGUACACAUCCGGCUCUACCGGUACACCCAAGGGCGUACUUCUCACGCACAAGAACGUUAUUGCUGCCAUCGCUGGCGUCGAUGUUGUGGUCGGCCCAUACCUUGGCCCUGGCGAUGGUCUCCUCACAUAUCUCCCACUGGCUCAUAUCCUGGAGUUCAUGUUCGAGAAUGCGUGCUUGUUCUGGGGUGGCACCAUGGGAUACGGCAAUCCGAAGACAAUUUCCGACAAUUCCAUGCGCAACUGCAAGGGCGACAUUGCUGAGUUCAAACCCACCAUCUUGGUUGGCGUUCCUGCAGUCUGGGAGACUGUCAAGAAGGGCGUUCAGGCCAAGGUGGCGCAACUGAAUCCCAUUUCACGAAACUUGUUCUGGGGUGCGAUGUCAGCCAAGGGCUUCCUGAUGCACAACUCUGGCUACGUGCCUGGGUCUGCAGCUGGUGCAAGCAUCAUGGACAAUGUUGUUUUCAAAAAGGUUGCAGCGGCGACAGGCGGUCGACUGCGCAUAUGCCUGAAUGGCGGUGGACCCGUCGCUCAAGACACGCAGAGAUUCGUCUCCAUGUGCAUUGCACCCAUGAUUUCAGGAUACGGUUUGACUGAGACCGCCGCCAUGGGUGCAAUUACGGAUCCACUCGCGUAUACUGACGGCGCGCUUGGUGAGAUUCCUGGCUCGGUCGAGGUCAAGCUUGUGGACUUUGCGGAUGCUGGAUACUACUCCACGAACAGCCCUCCGCAGGGAGAAAUCUGGAUCCGUGGAGCCCCAGUCACAAGCGGAUACCUGGAUUUGCCCAAGGAGACCGAGGAAUCCUUCACCUCCGAUGGCUGGUUCAAGACCGGUGACAUUGGAGAAUGGAACAGCUACGGCGAGCUCAAGGUCAUCGACCGCAAGAAGAAUUUGGUCAAGACUCUCAACGGCGAGUACAUCGCACUGGAGAAGCUCGAGUCGGUCUAUCGCGCCACGACUGUCGUUGGCAACAUCUGUGUCUAUGCAGCUCAGGAUCAAAACAAACCGAUUGCCAUUAUCGUACCUGCUGAACCUGCCCUCAAGUCGUUGGCCAAGGAGAACGGCAUUGACGGGCACGGACUUGGAGAUCUCUGCCACAACCGCAAGAUGAACGACGCCGUACUGAAGGAGAUGCAAGCCACCGGCAAGAAGAGCGGCCUCUCGCCGUUUGAGAUCAUUGAAGGUGUGGUGCUUGUUGAUGACGAGUGGACCCCUGAGAGUGGACUUAUUACUUCCGCCCAGAAGCUGCAGCGAAAAGCCAUCACCGAGAAAUACAAGGACGGCAUCAACAAGGCCUACGGAAAGAAGUAA